Diorhabda carinulata is the source of this 2942-nucleotide messenger RNA. RefSeq lists its product as uncharacterized. NCBI's taxonomy places the organism in Eukaryota, Metazoa, Arthropoda, Insecta, Coleoptera, Chrysomelidae. The record is from RefSeq and is a predicted model, not a curated record. The coding region runs from base 1 to 2754 and encodes 917 amino acids. The transcript has 3 exons.
AUGAGUUUUUUUUAUAUUGGCGGUACAGUAGAUAGUAAAAACGGAGCAUGCCGUUGUAUUAUUUGUGCCUGUGAAGAUUCCAAAAAAGCUGCAAAUACGUGCAACUGUCCCGUUUGUAAAUGCGACCCUUGUAACGAUCCAAAUAUAAAUAAACUAAAAGAAGAACAAAGUAAACAACCAACGAUAUGCGAGGGUCCGGUAUGUAUCUGCGAAUCUUGCAAAGAUCCUAAUGUCAAACAACCUACUGAAAAACAAUCUAAAGUUGUAAGAAACGACGAUGCGUGCUUAUGCGAUCCUUGCGUAUGUAAUAGUAAAAAAACUACGUUGAUACAAAGCUGUGACUGUCCCGUUUGUACCUGUAAACCUUGCGCUGAUCCAAAUGUGAAGGAAUCCAUAAAAACUGAUAAUAAUAACAAAGAUGAUCGCAAUUUGAUUUGCACUAGUCCGCAAUGUACUUGUACAAAUUGCGAAAGGAAGAAAAACAUUAACGAAUCCAAUCAAAAACAGAAUUCUCCUGCAACUGUGCUUCCUAAAUGUCACUGUGCUUCCUGUAACUGUGACCGUUGUUUAUAUAAUGAACAAAAAAAAGAUGCAACUGGAGAACAAUCCACUAAGGAUGUAAAAUCGGAGAUUUGUAUUUGUACUACUUGUGAUUGCCCCGAUGAUAAGAAAUACGCAGAUGAAAAAUGCAUUUGCGGAGCAUGUGCUUGUUCAAAAUGUCCUUUUGGUGGAGAAAAGAAACCAUCGGCCGCAACUUGUUACUGUAAUCCUUGCGCUUGCGUCGACUGUCUUACCAAAACACUGAAAGAAGCUCAACAAUCAGACACAAACAGAAACAAAGUUAUCUGUGAUUGUAAACCUUGCGAAUGCGUCGAUUGCAUAUUCGCGACGAAGAACUGCCAGUGCAAAAAAGCGAAUGCUCCUGUUUUGGAAUUCAAAUGUUCUUCUCUCAAAGUUCCGAUGGGACCAAAUAAAGUUGAGGCUACUGCUAAAACUGAUAUCAGUAAAUUUACGAACCCUCCCCGGACAGUACAGUCAACUAAAAACAAUUGUAUGUGUUUUGACUGUCAUCGUAUCAUAACAAAUCAAAAUUUCCAGAAAUUUGAAAUACCGACUCUAUUGCAAUCUCCACCUAAAGCUGCACACAAACAUUUUGAACUGGAAAGCUUAUUCAAAUCAAUACCAGAAAAUUUCACAUCGCAGAAAAACAAGAAUAAACAUAAUAAGAAAGUGCCUCUACAUUCUGAAUUUAUGUUCCCCGAUGAUGAAACGAUGGAACCAACAAAAUUAGUUGGGUGUACGCCAGAAGAAAUAAAAAACUUUUUGAACAAGAGUUACGAGAAAUAUUAUAAUGAUAUGAAUACGGGAGACUACUCGAAUUUAGACAAAUAUAAAGAUAUUGUCAAUGUAAUAAGAAAUUCUUUGAAAAAAAUUAAAAAUGCCAGAGAACAAGUUAAAGAUAAUAAACCAUUUGUUAAAGCAGACUUCAUAGAAACAAUGUCGGAAGUAGGAAUCGCUUUUGAUUAUUUGAAAAAAAGUUGUAAACCAAAUGAUAAAAUAAUCAAAGCAAUAGCAAAGGAAAUCAAGCGAUACACAAGCAGCACAACAUUCAUUAAUCUAUUGGGCAAACCGGAAAAAGAGAAUAAAAACAAUUUCAUUCCAGGUACUCGAUCUCUAGCGCAUUCUCAUAACCAUCCCAUGAGGGUAUCAGUACCAACAAUACCAGUCUUACAACCGACAAUGGUUUCCACUCGACCAUCGUCAGCUGUACCCGGUCAACACAGACUAGAACGUAUAUGCGGUUGCCCGGUAUGUACUGAAUCCAACGAUGAUUUCAUGUACCAUUCUGGAGAUACAAGAUUGAAAUCCGGAAGAAACAAAUUAGUGAAAACUAGAAACUACGAGUCGUAUUCUAAUCCAGUAGGCAAUAAUUUGUUUCGUGUACAAAGUCCACAAUUCAGCCCAAGAGAAUCGGAAUGCGUUUUCCAUUCUGUUCCACAAUCAGAUCAUUCUUUUAAUCACACGUCGAAUUUUCAUCAAACGCGAAUGGGAGAUUCUGAUAAACGUGAUAUAAAUGAUAAACGCGGUAAUUUAGAAAUGUUAAACCCAAUAUUGGUAAAGCAAGCUUCUAGUAUCGGGCCGAAUACGUUGUCGGAUUUAAAAGUAGCAAUUACAACAUUGGAAGCUAAAUGUAGGGCAAAAGAUAAAAUAAUCGAAGAAACGGCACAGAAAUUACGACAACACUUAAGUAGUUCGGUAUUGAUUAAUCUUAUGAAUCGUAUCGAAGGAAUUCCUCGUUACAUCGAAGUUGACGCCGAUACCAGCGUCGCUGCGAAAAAGUCUUCAAAAAACGCGCAAACUCAAAUCGAUCAUUUAUUUAAAGAUAAAAAAGGCGUUCCGUGUAAAUGCGGAAGAAUUCAUAAGGAUAACAAACAUGUUUGUUUAAAUGGAUUCAGGAUAAUCAAUAUCAAAAGAAUAACCUCAGAUAGUCUUGUAAUCGAGUGGAAAUCUCCAAGAAGUAAAGCUGUAUGUGGCUAUGAAAUUGAAAUCAACGGGAAGUAUAAAUCUAGGAUAAUGAGCGGCUGGAGAACGUGCGCUAUGAUACAUUCCGUUGAAAUGACCGCGCCAUUACAUGUAUCCAUAUAUGCUAUAACUUCUUGCGGAAGAUGUCAGCCUCCAGCUAAAGCAAUUUACGAAAUUAAGCGCAAAGAAAAAGACGUAGGUGGUAAAUUCAAAAACAAAGUUAAUAAAUAACUUUAUAUUGAAAACAAUUUGAAAUUAUUGCACGAAUAUAAUAUGUAUUGAAGACUAAUUUUAUUAUUACUAACUACUUAGAAUAAUUUUUUAUUGUCUUCCAUAAUUAAAUCUUAAUUCAACGUCCGGUGCUGUAUAGAAUAUCCCAUUGUUAAAAUUAUCUGAAUAAACUCAUUGUAAUAACGAAA